AUGCUUUCCCUUGGCCUAGCUCUGUUGCUGGCCCCCCUGGCGUUGGCUUCUCAUGGCUCUUCCGUCAACCAUCAUGAGCUCGCAAAGCGUGCGGCGGUAGACGUCGCUGAGCGCUCAUCUGAACACACCGUCAAUAUCACCAAGCGAGAAGUCUUCUCUGACGCUCGUUGGACUUUCUACUCCACCGGACUGGGUGCAUGUGGUGACUGGAACAACGAUGGCGAUUUUAUCGUAGCCUUAAAUCAGGGAACCUUCGGUUACUCUUACCCAAGCCCCUUCUGCAACAAGAAAAUCGUCAUGAAGUAUGGUGGGAAGCAAACCACAGCGACUAUCAAGGAUUCGUGCCCCGGCUGUCCCUACAAAGGUCUUGAUCUCAGCCCCGGACUAUUUUCAUUCUUUGCCAAUCAAGAUAUGGGAGUCAUCCAAGGUACUUGGUGGUUUGCGGACGGGGGCGAUAAUGGCAACCCACCACCCCCCCCCCCGCCCCCUCCUCCACCAAAAACCACCAAGCAAAAGACAACUACUCCGCCCCCGCCCCCACCACCAAAGACCACCACCAAACAGGAGGACCCUGCCACUCGCACCACGUCCAAGACCACAACUACUACCAAAGCCAGUAGCUCAUCAGCACGUGCCUCGUCUGCUGUCAGCUCGACCCAUUCUGCCCCAUCCAACAGUGUUGCAGCGCCGUCUGGCACUGUCGCUCCCGUGUCAAGCACCAAUCCGGAGAAUCUUUUCUCCUUCGCCCAGGCCGCUAUUCAUCUCAGUGGAGUCGUCUUAGCUGGCGCUGGCGCUGCGUAG
This is a messenger RNA of Mycena indigotica, 801 nucleotides long. RefSeq lists its product as uncharacterized. The record is from RefSeq and is a predicted model, not a curated record. Lineage: Eukaryota; Fungi; Basidiomycota; Agaricomycetes; Agaricales; Mycenaceae. Bases 1 to 801 code for a protein of 266 amino acids. The transcript is spliced from 6 exons.